AGCUCCUUCUUCGCGGGCGGCGUCUCGGAUGCGGCGGAAGCAGAAGCGGCUGCUGCAGGCGGUGGGGCUGGCGCUGGCCGCCCUCGCGUUCCUUCCGAACGUAGGACUCUGGUCCCUUUACCGAGAGCGGCAGCUGGACCCCGGCGGCAGCGAUGGCAGAGACGGCGGGGGGGGCGGCGGCGGCGGCGCGGGGGGAGCCCGCGGGGCGAUGGUGGCGGCGGCGGCUGCGGUGGCGCCGCCGGGAGCAGCGGCCAUCCGAGAGGAGGCGCAGGGUUUCCAUCCAAAAGAUACUUACCUUGACAGUGGACAAAGGAAAAAGGACUGGCAUGACAGAGAUGCUAUAAGGAGAGAGUUGCAGCGGACAGGAAAUGGAGAACAAGGAAAACCAUAUCCUAUGACUGAUGCUGAGCGGGUGGACCAAGCAUACAGGGAAAAUGGCUUUAAUAUUUUUGUGAGCGAAAAAAUUUCUCUCAAUCGCUCUCUACCAGACAUACGACAUCCAAACUGCAACAGCAAGCUAUAUCUGGAAAAACUCCCCAACACCAGUGUAAUAAUUCCAUUCCACAAUGAAGGCUGGUCAUCACUUCUCAGAACAGUGCACAGCGUUCUCAAUCGCUCUCCUCCUGAACUAAUAGCUGAAAUAGUGCUGGUGGAUGACUUCAGUGACAGAGAGCACCUGAAAAAGCGCUUGGAGGAUUACAUGGCCCAGUUUCCCAAAGUGAGGAUUCUCCGAACCAAGAAGAGAGAAGGAUUGAUAAGAACCCGAAUGCUGGGAGCUUCUGCAGCUAUAGGAGAUGUUAUCACCUUCUUGGAUUCUCACUGUGAGGCCAAUGUGAACUGGUUGCCACCCCUUUUAGACCGCAUUGCUCGAAACCGCAAAACAAUUGUUUGCCCAAUGAUUGAUGUAAUAGACCAUGACCACUUUGGCUAUGAAACACAAGCUGGAGAUGCAAUGCGAGGAGCAUUUGAUUGGGAGAUGUAUUACAAGCGGAUUCCAAUUCCUCCUGAGUUACAGAAACCUGAUCCCAGUGACCCUUUUGAGUCUCCUGUAAUGGCUGGAGGACUGUUUGCAGUUGAUAGAAAGUGGUUUUGGGAGCUGGGUGGAUAUGACGCCGGCCUGGAAAUAUGGGGAGGAGAACAGUACGAAAUAUCAUUUAAGGUAUGGAUGUGUGGGGGUCGUAUGGAAGACAUCCCGUGUUCCCGCGUAGGCCAUAUCUAUAGGAAAUACGUCCCUUAUAAAGUUCCAACAGGAGUCAGCUUGGCAAGGAACUUGAAGCGUGUAGCUGAGGUGUGGAUGGAUGAAUAUGCAGAGUACAUUUACCAGAGAAGACCUGAAUACCGGCAUCUGUCUGCAGGAGAUGUGGCUGCCCAAAAGGAGCUUCGCAGCAAUCUCAACUGCAAAAGCUUCAAAUGGUUCAUGAAUGAAGUUGCCUGGGACUUGGGAAAGUUCUAUCCACCAGUGGAGCCUCCAGCGGCCGCCUGGGGAGAGAUCCGUAAUGUAGGGACUGGUCUCUGUGCAGAUACCAAACAUGGCAUCCUAGGUUCACCACUGAGGAUUGAAAACUGUGUGAAAGACAGAGGAGAAGCAGCCUGGAACAAUGUACAGGUGUUCACUUUUAGCUGGCGAGAAGACAUCCGUCCAGGGGACCCCCAACACACAAAGAAAUUCUGUUUUGAUGCUGUUUUUCACAAUAGUCCAGUAACACUCUAUGAUUGUCAUGGAAUGAAGGGAAAUCAGCUGUGGAAAUACAGAAAAGACAAGACCCUUUAUCACCCAGUAAGUGGCAGCUGCAUGGACUGCAGUGAAAGCGACCGAAAAAUCUUCAUGAACACCUGCAGUCCCUCAUCUCCAACACAGCAAUGGAUAUUUGAACAUACAAAUUCAACUGUCUUGGAAAAGUUUAACAAGAACCUUGACCUUUAAAGACUGUCUAUAUAUAUGUAUAUAUUACAGCUAUAGUUUUUACAGGGAAGAUGAUGAUUUUUUUAAAAGAAUAAUUUUUUAAAAAAAUAAGGUAAAAGGGAGAAUCUCAGGAGAGGGUGCGACUAUCAGGCCAGUCUUUAUUUUGAUGAUGCUGCAUCUUUAUCUUUUGGGUGACUUGAACCCCUUUAGCAGAUAGAAAUCUGCAUUGCUACAAUUAUUUCUUAAUCUUAUGAUUCUUGGCCAUUAAGAUCCCAUUUCAAGCUGGCAUUUGUGUUUUCCAUGUGAUAUGCAACAGUAACAUUUUCUCAGAGCCAGACCCAUGGACCACUCCUGCACCCAAAGGUGAGUGUUGCUCAUCACAUUGCCCCUCGUGUUGGAAGUAUGACGUCCCUCCUGUCUCUGUGUGGCAGUCCACAGGGAUAGAUGUGUGGGCCCUACCGAGGAUUUUCUACUUGUGACUACUAAUGAUCAAGGGAUAGAUUCUUUCUCCUUAAAGUUCCUUGUCUUUUCCCUGCACAGCUCUUCCCCACCAGCAUUUAAUUCAUUCAUCCAGCAGCCCCUGAAAAUACCUGACAACUCUCUUAAAACACCUUUUUACAGUGGGAGUAAAGCAUAAAAAGCAACAUAAGGGUCAUUUGAACAACCUUUUAUGUUAAUCUUCCUCUCCUCCUGCUCCAAACCCUUCUCCACCACCAUCAGUCUCCUUCAGAAGUUUCCCUGUGCAAGGGAAGAUCUGUUCUUCUAGCAGUGUCUGCUCUGGCAGACAGAUACAGUGGGAUACAACCUGACUUGUAAAUAUUACAUUUUAUAUUUGAAUCUGUGUAUUCCAGACUUUGAGGUUCUGAUGACUACAAUAUCUCUGACCUAUCCCAAACAAACAAUACCUGUCUCAAAAAAGCAAAAUUUCGAAAAGAAAAUUCUCAACACAACUUGUACUGUUGAUUGAAUAUGUAAUACAUAAACCCAUGCAGUGCCUGGUGUUGCUGAUCACCCUAUAUACAGCACUAGCAUUGUAAAUGUGAUCUGUUACCUAGAUAUCACAUAUUCAACCCCAUCUUUAGCUUGAUGCCAGUUCUGCUGGGUAUUUAACAAACAAUGGCUUCUGGACUAACAAUUAGUGUUUUAGGAAAAAGUAAAAUACAUCUUGUACAAUAAUCCCAUGCACAGCUUAUUAACUUGGCCUCUUACAACAUAAUUGGUCAUUUAACUGGAGGUUAAACAGCACUAAUGUCUUUAGUGUUUUUCUGCCAAAUCAUAACAUUUUUUAAUUGUGAGAAACUGAAGUUUCAGAUUCAUGCAUCAUGGUGCCUGUUAUGAACUAGAGAGUGUGUUUAGUAUGGCUGAGACGGCCUGCUGCUAAAAUAAAUGUAUAGUUUUCAAUAGGACUGUAGUUUUGGAAUACAGGACCAUUAUAUAGUAUCACAUCACAUCCCAAGGAAUCUCAUAGCCCAGUUAUCUUUGACAUGGUUUGAUGUUGGUGCUGUUUGAGAUCAGCACCUGAAAACUGCCUAUUCCAAAUGCUUUCAAGUUCACCUAGUAAUUGAUGAUGUGCAGCUGGUUCUUUCUGGCACAUGAGAUUCAGUCUUGUACUGCACUUGUGACAUUCUUUUUUCUCAGUUUGCCACUAUACAUAAAAGACACAGGUAAGGCUGUACCUAAAAGACUAAGGCUAACAUUGUAAGAUGACACCAUGAACAUUUUUUCCCAAUUUAUUCAUUUUGUUUAUUUAAAGUUUUUAUAUACUGUCAGUUCAUUAUAAAAUCUCAAGACAGUUUACACAGAGGAAAAAACAUUAAAAACUAUUAUUACAACAAUAAAACAGAUUAAGAACUCCUGAGUGCCAGGAGUUGAUGCAACUAAUUAAAAUACCAUUUAUCAGGAGAAAUUUAAAAAGUUUAGGCUGGGUUCUAGAACGAAUAAAGUGUUGGCACCAGGCACACCUCUUCAAGAAGUUAAUUCCAUAAUUGGGGCACCGUUGCAGAAAAGGCCCCCCUCCUCACCUUUUCAAGGAGGGCUCUCAGAGGAGGACCUCCACAGAUUAUCUUAGGGUCUGGGCAGGCUCAUAUGGAAGGAAACGUUCCCUUAGAUUACCAGGCCCUAAACUAUCUAGGGCUUUAUAUGUUAUUGUUACGACCUUAAAUCAGGCCCGGACUUCAAUUGGUAGCCAGUGUAGUUGAUAUAGGACCAGUGCAAUAUGUUCUCAUCUACCAGUCCUAGGCAACAGUCUGGCAGCUCCAAUUUGAACCAAUUUCAAUGUCCGGAUCACCUAUAAGGGCAGCUCCACAUAAAGCAUGUUACAGUAGUCCAAGCAGGAUGUUACCAGUGCAUGAGUUACUGUGCAAUGACAACAGUACUUCUCUAAGGUAGCUUAUUUUAAGUUUGUAGUGUAGCUGUAGUGCCUAUGCUGAUUAUGCCCCAGGGUGAACCAGUGUGAGAUGACCUUUACCACAUUUAGGACUACAUUAUGGAAUUCUCCAGGUUAUUGUAUAACAAAGCUGUAUAGAAACUGAAAAGUAGUCCAGGAUUUAUAUAGUUCAGCACCCUUCAGAAGCCAGGACUGAUACUGUUCUCAUUCCACAUCACAUCAGGGAGGGAGAGCCACAUUCAAGUGGGAAGGCAUUCCUCCCUGCAGUGGGACUUGUGUAGACUGGAUAUGGCCACAUGUCAACCCUCAGCCCAUUUUGCCUUUCUCAACACAGAGCAAAGAACUGGGCCAGCACUGAAAGCAGCAGCCGCUCCUCUUAAGUGCCAGCUGAGUUACACGCCACACAUAUCCUUGCUGUUACUUCAAGCUGAAAUUGGACCUAAUGGUGGGGAAGAUCUCAAGAAGACUCCAUGGGCUGGAGGUUUGAUGUCCCUGACUAUUGUGAUCACCGUAAAACUUAAUGGAGAUAAUUUGUGUGCUUUUUCAUUUAGCAUUUCUGAUUAGCAAGCAUUGAAUUUGAAUAUAUAGCCUCCCUAGUUCCGAGUUAGCCGUAUUUUUAUCUAGUAUGAAAGGGGCACAGGAAUGCCCCUGAGUCUCAAAAAAAGGUCCACUAUUUUAAGCCUCAGCUUAUAGAAAUUAUACCUGAUAACUGCAAAUUUGGUAUCUAUGGUCAAGGAUAUGAGGUCUACAAUUGUGUAAAAUGUCAAACCAAUCCAAAAACAUUUGCUAUAACACAGCAAUAAAGUGCUGAAAAUGGAUUUAUAUUUCUUGAUCCAAACUGCAGGUCCACAUAUUUUCUUUCAAGUUUUGUUGAAUACUGAUACACAUUAUUCUGGCAUGAUGAGAUGUGCCUUUAGUGACAUAUCAAAAGCUGUUAAAGAAAAUAUUUUAAUAGUUUCUGAACUGGCGCUCAGAAGUCCCCAAACCAACAAAAGGCAACUGCUGGCAAAGUUUGUCAGGCAUGCUCAGUUUCAUUCUGAAGUUAGAAUACUGCUAUUCAAAUGUUUUGUCAUCUGUUUGCCAUGCCUAUUCCUGGAAUGUGACCUCCCAAAGUGAGACUACUUAUUACUACACAAAUUAGGAUCUCGUAUGGGAAGAAGGAAGAUAAGACUGUAAUUAUCUGCCCUUCUACUAUGCUCCCAGUCUUUAUCUGUCUACCCAAGCCUCCAAGAUACAUUGCCAAAGCAGCAUCCACUUUAUAAAUGUCAAGUGAAGGACAAAGAGUUAAAGCCCUUUACCCACCAUACUGGGGUCCUAACCCAUUUUAAGUUUUUUGAGUUUGCUUUUGAAUUCAUAAGUCUCACACCCAGUAUUAUCAAGGCUGAAUGGCAUGUCAGGCAAGAGUCUUUUGCAGCCAUACUUGGCAAUGCCAUGGUUUAAACUUCUACAUGCAAAGAAAGUUCUGUAUCACUGAGCUAUAGCCCCCUUCACCCCCUAUUCUUAAGAUGGUUGUGGGAAUGUAGCUGUAUUCAGUCAUUUCCACAGUAUGUUAGCUAUACAUAGAAGAAGGGGUUUCAGUAGUUUCACCUCAUCUAACGCUGCUUCCGUUGCUUCUUACAUUCAGAGGCUAACGAUCUGCACACAGUCCAUUGGGCUCAAUGGACCUAUUUCUGAAUAGGCAUGCAUAUCGCCUCCUUGAGAUGUGAAGUAUUAGUCAUUCAUGACAGCUUUCAGUAAAGCUUUUAUGUCAUCACAUUUUACUAAAACUGUAUUUUUCUUCCACUUACUUUAGGAUAGUAUCUGUUUAUAAAUCCAUAGCUAGAAAUGUGGUUUUUCUGUAGAUUAAUAACUUCCCUUCUGAUAAAUUAUCCCACAAUUCCCACUCUGGUAAAAUGUGCAAGUUUGCCUCUUCCAUUUCCACGUCACUAAUCUUUCAUCAAAAUAAUUCCUCAUAGUCCAUUCAAAGUAUGCCUAGAUAUAUUUGUGCUCAAUAAAGAGAAAUGUUACACACACACGAGAGGAUUUUUCAUUGAGCAUAUAAUGUGGAAAGAAAAAAGGAUGGUUUGAAUGUGAAUACCCCCUUGUGCCCAUGUACAAACUAUUAAUAAGGAUCUCAUGUACUAGAUGUUACAGCAUUUUUUGUCAAUUACAUAAAAAACAUAAUUGGAAUUUUUCACUCCUUUAUUUCAUAGACUUGUUGAUAAUCAAGUAUGCCCACUCUUGGUUAUAAAAAAGAUGAAAUUGUCAAUAAAGAAUUUGUAACCUUUAUACCAUCAGUUAAUAUACCUAGAGAAUGAUGAUGCUUGUAAUAGGCCAUUAACCAUAUUGUCAAGUAACAAGACUCUCUAUAUUGAAAAGGUAGUGAAUUCUUGAUUUCCAUUGGGAGUGAAAUUACAGAGCCUUCUAGUUACCAUAAUCUCUUACUUGCAACUGAUUCCAACCACUUUCCCCAGGAUUUUCCAUGAUAAAGAGCACAUAUAACUGUAGAACCUAGAAAUGUUUGGGGGGGUUUUUUUAAGGAAAUAUCCACAACUAGAAGUCUUAUAUGUUUGCCUCUAAAUCUUUCCUGAAAAACCUUGACUUGAGGAGGGUAUAUUUAUAGGUCAGUCAUGCUUGCACUCUCAGUUUAUUUCCCAAUCAACGUGUUCUCUAUAAUAAUACAUUAAUGAAAUAGAGUUGAUGUACCUUGCAUGGUAGCUGUUACUCUAGCUUUGCACUCAGGCAAGCUGUAAUGGUCAGCCAUAGUUAAGGUGCCGUUCACUGUAGCUUCCUGAAGCCCUCUAAACUCAGAGGAUUAUAGGCAUCCAGUAAAAGGUAGGAUGAGUCUCCACACUUCUCCCACUCUAUGUCAUUAGUCCUAUUCUUCAGGAAGGGUUGAGGCACAGCUGGGGACCCUCAUUCCUCCCCUCCGUACUGCAUGUCUGCUUUGCAGUUGUGCUUGCCCCUUAAGAGCCACAACAGGUGCAAGGGCAACGGGAAGCUGUUCUGCAGUCGGAGUACCAGUUCCAACUUCAGAACAGAUUUUCAGGAUCAGAGCUGGGAUUCCAAACUAUCCCUGUGCCCAUCUAGACAGCAUUUAGUGGCCAUCGGAUUGUCCCUUUAUGCAUUUACUCCUCUGUAAUAAACAUUCCUCUUUCCUUUUGAUAGUAGGGCACAGACCUAGCUGUUUCUAGCAUCAAAUAUUUAUGUUGGAAAAUUAGAAGGCAUUCUAAAUUUAGUUUUUUAGUUGCUUGAAGAAUGAGAAGUGCUCUGUUGAACAUUUAGGCAGUUAUUCUCUGAGAUAUGCUUAGUAGCAUUCAUCUACACUUGUAUGGUCUAGAAUUUCGAGUAGUUUCACCCAUUAAGUUAUUAAAGUGAUUUUGCCAAAUUACAGUCAAGUUUCAGAUGCUCAGUUUCUCUAGCACACUGCCUUAUUAUAGGGCAUUAUUCCUCCCUCAUUCUGGUCCUCUGCUAAGGGGUAGCUUAUAUCAAAUCCAACAGAAAAUUCUGUGUAAUUGUCUCAUCUGCACAGAAUCUACUCAGAGUAACUGGUAACAUUAUGUAUUGUGUAGACUACAGCAAACGUAACAGCCUCUUGAUACCAAGAAUCUCGUUAGUAGUGCAAUACUUGCAUUGCACUAAAUAUUAUACAAAUAAUUGCAGUGUAUAUUUGACCAAGUGCCAUUUUGGCUUGACUGUUUUUUCGAUACAUCUGAUUAAUAUCUAAUUUAUAUAGUAGCUUGUUUGUGUUCACUCUGCACAAUAAUAAUAUUCAUAAGAGUCCUGCAAGAUAGGCCAGUGUUACUGUCAUGCUGAGAUUGAGAUAAAAGGUAAUAGCUUGCCAAAGGCUAUCUAAUAAGUCAUGACUGAGGCAAAUUUUGUUUAGGGACUUGCCAGCUUCAGUGUUAGCCACUAUCUACAGAGGAUCUGUAGGGCAGCAGUAUAGUCAGAAUUCCACUGGAACCAAAUACAGUGGUGAAGGCUAAGUCUUAUGAGAGCUGUGAAAAUUACUAUCUUAGGGACCUCUUCUCUGCGGCAAUGGAAAUACUCGUAUAUUUGACAGCACAUUUGAAAACAAUAUCUUUCCUACUAAUCUGACUGAAUGGCAUUCCUUGAUUUUUCCACACCACUGGCACAGUCAGUGCCCUGGAAAGCCUGGCCGAGGAAAUAUCUGGCCAAGGAGUGAAAUGCAUUGUUCCAGUGGGCCACCUGCUGGCUGGGAAAUGAAAAUUCAUUUUCACCAUGUUCAUUCAUACCGAAGCACAUGUCUAGGAGUGAACCAGACUUGCAUACAUGUCAGCGUUACCUCUGAAAAUAAACAUUUUGCCUCUUAGUUAGGCUAUGCAAUAUAAAAAUCUUCAGUGCCAUACAAUGUGGCUGUCCUGUCACUCUAAAUGUGUAACUUAAGAGCUAUAGCUGGUACGGAAAGAACCAUGCAAGCUCCAAGGCCAGAGUCCCUCAGAACACAUUUCGAAGCUGCAGGUUGUUUUCUUCUUGAAAAAUACCGUUCAGCUAUGCUCAUACUGGGUCUUCAGAGGACAGUAGUGUGCAUAAUAUUAACUGGCACCUCAGUUGUCUUUCUAGACAAGCUCAAUUCAUACAUUUGAUUUUCAGGAUGUGAGUGCUGUUUGAAAUCCACUUCCACGGGGCAAGGAGUUUGUGUAAAGUGACUGCCCACCUAGGAGUAGUGAUUCAAGCAUGGCAUCUUGACUCUUCAUUUAGUACAUUUGCAGUAGUGGUUGACAUGUAUCUUGUUGCUUGCAGUGAUGCAAUCUGAAUCCUUGGAAGCCAUCUAAAUUACCUCAGCUGUAGGAAAUAUUCCUAUCUGCUUUACAAAAUUCUUGCAUGCAAACACACCCUUCUGCAGUGCAAAGAGAAUAAUCAGCAUCAUUAAAAUCAAAUCUAACAGCAUCAUUAAAAUAAAGAAGUGCCUUUUAAAAUGCAAAUGUACAGCAAAUGCCUACACUUGAACAAUUUCCUAGUGCCUUGCUGGACAAGAGUGAAAUAGGGUGUGAGAUAUAUAAGAGAUCAGUGCAGUGUGUAAUUAGUAAUGGUUGGAGGGGAUUUCUGUGUUUAAAUAUCCAAUUUCAAUCUCUCAUUGUAGGAUGGAAAUAAAUAUGUUGGUCUUGAUUUAGAAAAUCAGAAGAUUCCUGGGUUUCACUCAGUUGUUUCAUUAAAGUAAACAUGAAUGGGGGAAUGAAAUAAGCAAGCAUUCCUACACACACACACAAAAUCAGGAUUAAUCCUAACCAAACUUUUUCAGUAGCUACUGAACCCAAAUGUUGGCACAAAUCUACAGUGUUCUACAUACUAUAUCCUUCACCAGUAUAAUCUCGUAAGGCAUAUCAAAACAGACUAGCUUCAUUAGGCAUAUUUGCCCAUACCGAUUCAACAUCAUAACAGAGAAGUCAGAACAUUGUUCCCACCCUCUUACAUGCUUGAAUACCUUUUCACAGUGGUGUCUGUUUCAUUCCACUGAACAGUCUCCAAGACCUGAAACCGCAAUAUUGGCAAGUGUUCAGUGAACACCAAGAACUGUUAAAAGUAACCGAGUGCUUGCAUUGCUAUAACUACAAGCCUGCACUAGUGUAAAAUGUCUGUAUUAAACCCCCUAUGAACAAUACAGUAUACCUAUUAAAGAUCUGUCUAUAGAGCUGAAUCACCUUUAGUGUCUUGCCUUACAGUACAGCUUGAUCCUAUUCCUACUUACUGAAAAGACAGACCCAUUAAUUUCAAUUAGAUUUACUCCCUAGUGUGCAGUUGUUCCUCAAAGACCUAAGCAUCUUGUCCAUCUACGAUGAAGAUUUUAUCAUAUUCCGUAUCCCUCCCUUAACUUAAUACUCAGUCCUCAAAGAAGCAUUAUGGUUAGUUUUCAAAACUAUAUACCACCAGCAUAAUCAGUGUGUCUUUUCGGCUUUCUGAAUUCGCACAUUCUCUUAAGUACCCAGUGGUCCAAAUUGGAUGCAGUGGUGACACACCCCUGCAGUUUUGCCCAAAUCACAUAUAAUGAGAGCUAUUAAGAGCCACUGGGGUUGAGGGGCGCUGAACCCCAUACCUGCCACUUUCCAUGGCCCUUCCUAGAGGAGCCUUUUACCCAGCCAGGUGUAUUCACAACUAGGCUCUGAUGCAGGAAGUAGCCUUGGGACAGCCUGCAAGGAAGGGCCUCACAAGUGGGAUGGAGGUUUGGCAUCUUUACUGAGAUGCCCCUUUGGCUCUUAAAAACACAGAGAACUGCUUUGAAUCGGUAGAGAAAAGCAGCUGCCAGUAAUAAAUCUCAUUGGCCUCCCACCCGCCCACCCGCUAUUAAACAGAGGUUACUAGCCACUUCUUCGUCAUGUGUCAGCAUAAGGAGAAAGAAAACAAUUUGGAUUUUUUAAAUUAUCAUAUUUGUAACCCCAUAAUAGAAGGCUGUCUUGACUCUGUUCUGAGCUCUCAUAAUUCGUCUGUAACCACUGUUUCUAGCAGAUCAGAAGAUUUUAAUUUGGAACAGCUAAUGCUGUGAAGGCACAUUACAUUGACACUGAUAAGUAGGUGCUUUUUAUCCAAACUAAAAUUAAAUUAACUGUGUUCAUGACAUUGCAUUGUAAGUAACCAAACUGACUAAAAGCAUUAGUUCUUUCAGCAAUAGUAUAAAAUGGUCAAAUAUGUUUUGAGGGAGGGGAAAAUGGAAUUAGGCAGUCUUCAGGAACUCUAGUUUCACAUUUUGUGAUGCAUGCUUAGCAAUUUCUUUGAAAUUGGAUGUUGCUGCAUAAGAUGUUGUAUUUAUUUUGUGCAUCUUGGGAUAACGUCCUGUUGUGCUGGGGGAGGUAAAGGAUGUCUAGCACUUUAAUGUAGUAUCAAUGAUAAAUUGGAAAUCAUUUGGAUGUAAGGUGUAGUGUUUUUAAGAACUGAAUGGACUUUCUUUUAUAAUAUAUUUAAAAUAAAUUUUUAAUGUGUCCCUUUCAGAA
Varanus komodoensis (Komodo dragon) is the source of this 11215-nucleotide messenger RNA. RefSeq names its product polypeptide N-acetylgalactosaminyltransferase 10 (gene GALNT10). The transcript has 12 exons. Bases 29 to 1924 code for a protein of 631 amino acids. Lineage: Eukaryota; Metazoa; Chordata; Lepidosauria; Squamata; Varanidae. The record is from RefSeq and is a predicted model, not a curated record. Gene Ontology annotation, cellular component: Golgi apparatus.